This is a messenger RNA of Agrilus planipennis (emerald ash borer), 999 nucleotides long. RefSeq names its product LETM1 domain-containing protein 1. Lineage: Eukaryota; Metazoa; Arthropoda; Insecta; Coleoptera; Buprestidae. Gene Ontology annotation, biological process: intracellular monoatomic cation homeostasis. The record is from RefSeq and is a predicted model, not a curated record. Bases 21 to 998 code for a protein of 325 amino acids. The transcript is spliced from 3 exons. Gene Ontology annotation, molecular function: ribosome binding. Gene Ontology annotation, cellular component: mitochondrial inner membrane.
AUAAUUAAAAAAAGUGGAAAAUGGCGUUACCAAUAUUAAUCCCAGCAUACCGAAGGAAUAUUUCUAAAAUAUUGCUAACAUAUACAGCAAAAAGGUGCAACAAGAGGCAAUCACAAACUUCAGGGAAACGGUCUUCACCAGUGUAUAAAUCGGAAAAGGCAAAAACCAAAAUAAGGUUUUAUCUUUUGGAUCAGUAUUCAUAUUAUUUAGACAAAUAUGAAAAAAUUUUGGAAAAACAACUGCCAGGGGCAAUGAAAAUAUAUAGGAUAUUUAUGGAAGGAAUUAAACAUUUUUUCCGAGAUUUUAAAGAAUUUAUAAAGAUAUACAGAGAAGUGAACUUUAGUACAAGAGACAUUAGAACUUUGGAAUUAAACCAAUUAGAAUUAUAUGAUCAAAUGCCAAGAGACAUGCUUAAAAUAGCACCUGUCCUUCUUAUAUCUGCUCUUCCACUUGCAAACUAUGUUAUAUUUCCAUUAGCCUUUUAUUUUCCAAGGCAACUUCUUACUCAUCAUUUUUGGGAUUUAAAACAGAAAUCUGAAUUUAGAAUAUACUUUCUUCGAAAACGACUGUUGCACAAUCGACCGAUUUUUAGACAUUUACAAACCCAGCUGCCAAAUUUAAGGUCACAUGACCUACACAAACAGUGGUCCCAUGUAUUAGGUCAAAUAGGAAGUGGUGUUCAUCCUACUGCUUGUGAAAUAUUAGAAUGUAAGGAUCUAUUUGAAGGAGAACCUUACCACAUAUAUUACAUCAGUGGGAACCAUGUGAGACAUUUGAUAAAACUGCAUGAUUUACAUGCUGGGUUUUUAAAACGGUCUCGAUUAGUAGAACAAGCAGCACUAAUACAAGCAAUGGAUAAAGCAAUCAUGAAACAGGGGGGUGUAGAUGAACUGGGAAUGGAGAGCUUAAGAACUGCUUGCUUUACUAGAGGUAUUUUUAUGUUUAUUUUUUUAUUUUGUAAUGCAUUCAAAUCAAGUCUUUUAUAUCGAAAAAUUUAAU